GGAUGAUCAUAUAAAGAGAGACUGCCCGGAUCUCAAGCGGACAAUGGAUGAGGGACUUGUCGUGCUUGAUGACCGCAAGUACGUCAAGUGGGAAGAUGAUCUGGGAGACGUAUCGAUGUUCCUUUCGAUGAAGGAGAAUGUAGAGGCAAGGAGAGUAAAGCCGAGUAGAGGGAAGGAGUCGGUUAUGAGCCAGAGCAUCAAAAUAACUUUCGAAGGAGAUAUGGCGACUACACCCAUAAGGGUGGCAGCUACCAAAUCGGCAAGGAGGUCUACAUCGAAGAAGACUGACACAGAUUACGUGAUGACGGAGAAGGACGGACAACAGAUCGAUGGAGAGGAGAUUAUUCUCUCACCUCGAAAGCGGGGAGUGAAGAAGUUCUUGAUGAAGAGUUCGUUGGAUAAGAUUGACACGAUCGAGCCACUGAGACGGGCCCUUCGGCAGCCCAUGCAGUGCUCUAUUCUGGAAUAUCUGGCGGCAUCCAAGCCGGCUCGCGACAAGUUACAGAUGAUCACGCGAAAGACCCACAUACCUCUAUCAGAGGAGGCUCGGGUGACCCCAAAGGCGGAUGCACCUACCGUAGCAGUAUCGGAGGUGACAACUAGAGCAUAUCGCAUGGCGAUAGUUCUUCUUGAUGGGAUGGAAGGUGUGCCUCCAAACAAGUUUUACAUACUUGGAAGUGGGACCGUAGAGGCGGUCCUAAACGAUAGAGCGGUACUAGAUGUUGUGAUCGAUACGGCAGCGAGGCUGUCAUUAUUCGAGAUAGAGACGGUUGAUGGGAGAAAGCAACAGAUCACAGGGGUUUGUCACAAGGCAGCCAUAGAGGUCCAAGGGGUACGUGUAACCCUGCCAGUCUUUGCAGUCAAGAAUUGCAGCUCUAACCUACUUUUGGGACGAACGUGGUUGAGCCAUGUGCAUGCGGUAACGAUAGAGCGAACGGACGGGAGUCAGACAUUGUCCAUCAAGAAGCUAGAUGGGGCGCGAAUUAUGAUUGAGACUGUGGAGCCUCGAGAUCCGAGGAACAGAGCAGCUCUCGCUGUGGGUGCAAGACCCAGCGAUCGGAUUAAGUCAUUACAUAUCUCGCGCGGUGCGAUUUCGCGAGAAGAAGUAUGGGUCACUGCUCAUGGAAGAAGAAGGCCGGAUUGUAGAAGUGGAAAAUUUAGGGAGUUAGCUGAUAGUGGACGGCAACUCGUAUCCAAAGGAGGCAGAUGAGGAAUUUGGCAGCGUGGUAUCUGUGUCGUUUUUAAGGGCACAGCCCCCUAUGGGGGGCUACCCAAGCGGCACAAGCGAGUAGCUCAAAAAGUUAAGCCAGCGGCGGUGGGCUAUGAGCGAUCUGCAUUGGAGGGAAUAUCGGAAGAAGAGAUCACAAAGGAAAUCAAAGAAAGAAAGAAAAAGGAGCCGCAACGCCUAACGGAAGAGAGAAUAGCAGGGAUGGACAUCGGAGAUGGAAAUCUGACCCCACAGGAGCGAGAACGUGUGAUAAAGAUCCUGAAGACAC
This is a messenger RNA of Chara braunii, 1496 nucleotides long. The record is from the annotation of a GenBank genome assembly. Lineage: Eukaryota; Viridiplantae; Streptophyta; Charophyceae; Charales; Characeae.